UGCCCUCUCCACGGCUGCCUGCCACGACCCCGAGGAUUGCUCGCCCGUCCCUGUCCCUAUCCCGAGGCUUCUCCUCCCAGAACCCCUCCCUCUUCCGCUUCGCCUGGCCGACUGCUCGUGCUCGUGCUCGUGACAGUAUGUGCUCUAUCCCUUUCUAGCCUAUUACCUGCCCCCCCCCCUUUACGAGAGUGCCCAGCGGCAGUAAUAACCACAUCACUUCGAAAUCUCAGACGCCGCUACUUUCCCUUCGGAAACACCUCCUGCUCUCCCUUCAAAGACCCCUCCUCCUCCCCCUCUCCGUCGCCGUGGUUUCCGCUACCGUUCCCGCCUCCUCCUCUUCGCCGCAGUCGUCUUCUCCGCAUCAUUGUUGUACACCGGUGGCGGUUUCGUCCAAAUCGUCGCAAUGGCGCUCGGUGUAAGGACCGACGAGGAGAGCCUCUCCGCCUUCGAGCCCCAAGAUGAGUUCGCCAAGGAGGUAGACGAGUUCAUCCGCAACCACCCUAUCGCGGUGUCGCUGCGCGAAAACCCUGCUUUCACCGAAUCCCGCCCACACCUGAAGAUUCCGAAUGGGAUGCGCGAGCGAACUCUCACGGCGGGCACCCUCGCCGGACCGGAUAAGAUCGUGGCCCCGCCCCUGGUGUUCUGCGAGGAGGGCGGCAAGAGCCUGGUCUCGAUUUUCUAUCUCGGCCCGAGUCUCUGCGGCCACCCCGGGAUCGUGCACGGCGGGUUGCUGGCGACGCUACUGGAUGAAGCCAUGGGUCGGUGCUGCUUCCCCGCCUUGCCCAACAAGGUGGGCGUGACCGCCAACCUGAACCUAGAUUACCGUCGGCCCGCCAUGGCGGGCAACUAUGCCGUUCUGCGGGCGGAGACGGUCAAGGUGGAAGGUCGCAAGGCCUGGGUUGAGGGUCGCAUUGAGACUCUGCCCGAGGAGGGCAAGGAGCCCGCGGUCUUGGUAGAGGCCAAUGCCCUGUUUAUUGAGCCGAAGCUGGCAUCGACGAUCCUACCUCUUUACAACAUCGCGCAAUAGAUCUGUUUUCUUUUGAUCCGGUUAACCUGCGAUAUAUUGAAUCGGAACCUCCCGAUUUUUCCAACGGGCGUAUAGACGAACGGAAUGCCAUACCUACACCAACAUUGUGUUUUAUAUAGAGUAUAGUGGUUUGAUAUUUCCAGUUUUUUUUUUUUUUUUUU
Messenger RNA from Aspergillus heteromorphus CBS 117.55, 1188 nucleotides. RefSeq names its product PaaI family thioesterase. The transcript has 2 exons. NCBI's taxonomy places the organism in Eukaryota, Fungi, Ascomycota, Eurotiomycetes, Eurotiales, Aspergillaceae. Bases 404 to 1027 code for a protein of 207 amino acids. The record is from RefSeq and is a predicted model, not a curated record.